AUGGAAGAAUCGCAGCGAGCGUUGUUUCAGUGGGGUAACGUGGUUGUAUUUGUAUCGCUGACCCUGCAAGUUGUCUUCUCUACUAAGUUCCUUCCUAUUGGCUGGCUUCUUUGGAUCCAUGCCAUUCUGGCAAUCGGCUCCUUGGUUUGGGUACGCAACAACGUCACAUCACAUUUCCGAGAGACCUUCCACGAAGCAGAGCGUGUCCGUGGUGAGAAUGCAACAUUGAGCCAAGUCCCCGAAUCAGUUGAAUGGCUCAAUAAUAUCGUUCGAACCAUCUGGCCCACCAUCAACCCGGAGCUAUUCGCCGGCCCAAUUGACUUGCUCGAAGAUGUCAUGCAGAAGCAAGUGCCAUCGAUUGUGCAUACUGUCAAGGUCAGUGAUCUCGAUAUAGGCUCGGUGCCCUUGCGUAUCUUGAGUAUGCGAUAUUUACCCGAUGACGGACAUGCCAGAGACGAAGAUGAUGCGGGUGAAUACGCCAACAUUGAAGUGUCGUUUGGUUACAGAGGUGGCAAGACGGACAAGUCUCUCUCUGCAAAGGCAAAACACAUCCAUCUCCUCGUGUGGUUUCAGGUGGGUUUGCGUAAAGUGCUGGGCAUUCCGAUCCCGAUUUGGGUGGAAGUACAGGGAAUCGUCGGCAAGGCUCGUGUGCGUAUCCAACUAUUACCUGACCCGCCAUUCGUGAAGAAUGGUACUCUGACAUUACUCGGCAUGCCAAAGAUUGAACUUUCAACGACACCUGUAUCGCAACGCUUCUUCAACGUCAUGAAUCUGCCGUUUGUCUCGCAACUCGUUAGUUUUGCCAUCAAAAUCGUUGCACGCGAUUUGAUUGCGCCGCGGUCGUACACCCUUGAUAUUUCAAAGCUCAUGGUGGGUGAUGAUGUCAAGAAGGAAACAGCUGCCAUUGGCGUGCUUAUGGUUACGUUUCAUCAUGCAACAGGUGUUCCACGCUCUGAUCAUCGACCUGGGCGCGCAAAGGUGGAUCCAUACCUGACGUUGCAGUACUCUCAAUUUGGCAAGACGACGUACUCGACACGUGUCAUCAAGCAGGAUCAUGAGCCUGUUUGGGAGGAGACUUGCUUCUUGCCUAUCCUACCUGGCCCGGUCAAAGCUGGUGAAAAGAUUCGAGUCAAUUUGUGGGAUAGUGAUCGAUUCACGGCUGAUGACUUGCUUGGUCGUGUGGAGUUGGACUUGCCAACAUUGGUUCGGCAAGCUGGACACUUUGAACGACGCAAUGAUAAGAUUGUUGGGACAAAAACUGCACAUUUACACUGGUCCAUCGGCUUUUUUGGUAAACGAACCAUUCCAGAUCAACCGGUGCCACCCCUUGUUGAUACACGAACCCCACCUGAUUUGAGAGACCACCCUUAUUUCAAAGAACAGCAACCUGCUUGGACGGUGGAUAGCAAGCAGGAACAGCUAAUUUGCCGACUGCCACCGGAUAUGAAUUAUCCUGGUAUUCUCUCCAUCCAGAUUCAUCAAAUCAAUGACCUUGGUAUUCCUUCUGUGAAAUCAUCUUUCCACCAUCAAAGCGGUGAUGUGAUUGCGGAAGAAGCUGUUGAGGUUGCUACAGAGGACGAUUCAAAAUCAGCGCCUUCCAGUUACUGCUGCAUCAGUCUGAAUGACGAACUUGUCUAUAAGACACGCACACGGGCAUUCACCAAUAGACCUAUUUUCAAUGCCUCUUUUGAGCGUUUCAUUCGUUGUUGCACAGAUACCAGGAUUCGUAUCACUGUGCGUGACCAGCGUUUCAGAGAAGAUGAUCCCAUCAUUGGCAUUCUACCACUUGAUCUAGGGGAAGUUCUCAAAGAUCAAGGUCAAGUGACGCGUUGGUUCCCCAUUGCUGAAGGUCUUGGGUACGGCGUCAUGCGCGUCUCCAUUUUAUUCCGCAAUAUCGACCUUCAAUUACCACGGGCCUUACAAGGCUGGAAUCUGGGUACAUUGAAGUUGUACUCCUUCAAAGCUGUUGUUGGAGAAGAAGAUGCAGCUGCCUUGCAGGACUGCAGUUUGAGGAUUGAUACGCAAUUACAGCGCAAGACCAUCAGUGCGAUUCAUGCUGGUCGAGAUGGUGAUGUCUCCUGGGACAUGCCACGUAAGCUCAUCUUUCCCAUCCGAAGACGUCAUGCGACGUCAUUGAGUAUUGAGAUGCAUCGUGGUGGUGUGCCGUUCACCAAAAAGGGGCUAUUUUCGGGAAUCUAUGGCAGUUGUUGCAUUGCCCUAUCUGCCAUUGACGACAAUCAACGCUCGAUCCUCAAAAUUCCAAUCUUUCAAACUGCGGACUAUGCACGCUUCAAGAAGAAUUCUUUGAGUGAGUCUGAUGCGUCGUUGCGCAAAAUUGGGUAUCUCGAGGUGGAUUGUUGCUUGACAUCAGGUCUAUCACCUGUGCAUCGCCGCUUUUGUAAACGAUCCAGUGAUCUCGCACAAACGCAUGAAGCAUGGGAGACGGAACAAUCUUUCAGAAAGCGUAUGCGUGAUGAUUUGCGAAUGGAAAAGGGAACGACUGAAGAACGGUUGUCUACGGCAGAGACGUUUGGUGUAUCGAUUGCUAGUAUGGAUACGCCACGAACAGGUCCCAACAAGGCACAAGAAGUGCCACCGGAUGAGGAUUGGAUGGAUAGUGACUCGGAUGCGGAUAAGGGACAUCGCACCAUGUCUGAGUGGGUUGAAGAUAAAGCCGCUGCACGUCGUGAGAGGCAUAGACGGCACAGGGGUAUCAUGCAAAAGAAACCCAUUCGCACCGCGGCGUGGGUCAAGAAUGGCCUGAAGAAGGGAGUAAGCAAGGUCUCACGUGCACUGACGCUCAAUCGGGAGGAUGAUUUAGUUGAGAGGGAGGUAUAG
Messenger RNA from Protomyces lactucae-debilis, 2838 nucleotides. RefSeq lists its product as uncharacterized. Gene Ontology annotation, molecular function: lipid binding. The record is from RefSeq and is a predicted model, not a curated record. NCBI's taxonomy places the organism in Eukaryota, Fungi, Ascomycota, Taphrinomycetes, Taphrinales, Protomycetaceae. The transcript has 3 exons. Bases 1 to 2838 code for a protein of 945 amino acids.